Messenger RNA from Tachysurus vachellii, 1596 nucleotides. It is a transcript of the gene borcs8, whose product is annotated as BLOC-1 related complex subunit 8. The record is from RefSeq and is a predicted model, not a curated record. The transcript has 6 exons. Bases 106 to 492 code for a protein of 128 amino acids. Gene Ontology annotation, cellular component: BORC complex. Lineage: Eukaryota; Metazoa; Chordata; Actinopteri; Siluriformes; Bagridae.
CCGGUGCACACUACGCAAUAGCGCUAACAAACCGAACUGUAUGGAUGUAAAUAAACUGUAAACAUUUAUUUUCACUAAAUUAAAAAAAGCUGCGUUCUGUUUAACAUGGACGACCAGGAAAUGCAGUUGAAAGUAAAGCGAGUGACGGAUAAGUUCACGGAGAGUAUGUACGUGUUGGCUAAUGAACCAUCUAUAGCACUGUAUCGACUACAGGAGCACGUGAGGAGGUCUCUGCCUGAACUGGUACAACAUAAGACAGACAUGCAGAGCUGGGAAGAACAGAGCCAAGGUGCAAUUUAUACUGUAGAGUAUGCCUGCAGUGCUGUGAAAAGCAUGGCAAACAGCAGCCUCUGUUUUAAAAAUAUUGAUGGACUGCUGAAGCAAGCUAUUGCAACGAAGGAACACAUCAGCGGCACACAAGGACGCAGUGGUGUGAAAUCUGUACCUAAUCACAGUGACCCUCCACCACACGACCCUUCCUCAUCAUCAUGACGUAUGGAAAACCAUAAGCAAGGAGAAGAACUGUGGAUCCUGGUGUAAUGAGAGAAAUUUGUGAAAAGCAGAAUUCUGGGAUAUGAAUUAUAGUUCUGAGUCUCCUGAAUGGACUCCAUUCCAGAGGUGACCCUCGCUCAGUCUGUGUGACGGCCUCUUGAAUUGUGACUUUGGCAACUCGACAGAGCCUUGAGAGGAGUGAAUGCAAUUGCUCUGCCAGUUUCUCCAUUACAGUGCUUUAUCAAGUGUGUGAAAGAAAGGAUUAUUCUCAGUCGUAUGUAAAUAUAUUCAAGUAGCUUUAAACUCUACUGUGCUCUUGUAUUACAAUGAGCUACUUUUUUUUUUUUUAAUGAAUUUUAAUGGAUUUCUUUUUUAAUGGAUUUCUUUGAAGACAUUACAUGUAAAUGUAGUAUUAAAAUCUGAUCAAAUCAUUGCUUUCAAUUAUUGUGACUAAAAAUUUUAUUGUUGUUGAGCUUUAGCUUUAGCACUGAUGCCACUUACCACCCAGGUAAAAAGAAAUCCCAGCACAAAACAAGCCAAUAGCAACAUGCCGGAUGACCCUGCUGUCUGACAGGAACCACUCAGCCCUGACGGAAUAACAAACAGAGGUCAACUGCAAAAGAUUUCACUUUGGGUGAAAAAUGAAAAUUUUAUUUUCUUUAUUAAACAAUUAUAUAAUUUUGAAAAUUCAUGGAAGUUAAAAAAUAACAUCCUGAAAUAAUACAGCAAUCCAAAACAUUAGGCAAAGUUAACAGAAAAAUAAUUUCAUCAUGAUUUCAUCAACAUAUCAACAUCCACUGGUAUAUUUUAUUUUACUUGCUAAUGAAGGAACAUUUGUUAAACUCAUCCUAAAUAUCAUGGUGAAAAUAAACUUCUCAGUUGUCUGUUAAAUAAUAUAUUUUUUAUGCUGUUCCCCACUGAGUGUGUAUCUUUGUUUCUCUAGUAUAUGUGUUUUAGCUGGGAAAUGAACAUAUAUCUAAAUAGCUUUAAACUUCAUCAGUGUUCCUAAAAUAUACCAUAAAUAUUUUAGCAUGUAAAAGUCUGAUCCUAAAAGUGCAAAUGAUGUACACUUGGUGGUACCCAGAAAGAAUACUGUUUCAAAGG